AUGGCGAUCUCCACGUAUGUACUACUAUCGGUCUUUCUCGUCUUUAGCCAAGGCGCCAUUGAGGCGGAAAUUCGACGGAAUGUCAACUUGCGAGAGGUCUUGGACUACCGACUUGAGGCACUAACCCCGGGUAACACUAAGUCAGAUGUGGUGAUGUCUGAGAAGAUGGACAUACAUGAUACGAGUUCUGGAGGGUUAUUGCCAACACCGCGGUAUAUGUUGUAUUUGUACAACGCUAUUAAGAAGGAAGGCUUUACUAACCAACGCUAUCGUAUCUCGAGCUAUAGAAUACAGGCAGGAUUAUCGCAUGAUCACGAAUACAAUCUACAGUUCAAAGUGGAGCAGGAGACAUUACCACGUGACAUUCAUCUAACUGCAGCUGAGAUUAUACUUAAUCGUAAACGUAAAUCAAUAGGUUAUCCGUAUAGUGCGAGUAUCGGGGCUGCUACAGAACAAACUAUGCCAACGUACAAUAUCAAGGCAAAACAGUCAGGUCCCUAUGACGUAUUUGAUGUAAGUAGUGAUGUCAUAGAAUUGGACACACAACACACGGAUGUACCUUUCAAAUAUAAACUGCAUAUUACAAACGGAUCUGGGGACGCAACGCUCGAUAAACUCUACCAUUUCAAGGAAAAUACUGACAGAUCACCACUAUUGGUUUUAUAUUUUGGAAUUCGACCUGAUGAUGUUACUGGUAAACGGAAAUCUGAUUUUUCGUCUGUCAUUGUAAAAAGAUCACCACCAUCAAAGUCUAAACUGCGCGAGGAGUGUAAGUUGUAUCAUUGGACAGUGUCUUUUCAGGACUUGGGCUGGAACUGGAUCAUUCGGCCCAAGACAGUCGCCGCCAAUUACUGUGCUGGACGAUGCCCAUAUAUUCUCAAAGCUACAGCACGAUAUAAUAACACAAAUAAUUCCUACGUGCGUAAUAUUCUUCGUUCUCGGUAUAGGCAACGUCAAUCUCCCAGGUCAAUCCCACCAAGAGCAUCAUGUGUUCCCACAGUAUUGAAACCGAUUAGUAUCCUCUUUCGCACUCCUGGUAAUUCCAUAGGGUUAGAAACAAUGGAAGAUAUGCAGGCUUCAAUGUGUGGGUGUAUGUGA
Saccoglossus kowalevskii is the source of this 1098-nucleotide messenger RNA. Its product is annotated as bone morphogenetic protein 2-like. Lineage: Eukaryota; Metazoa; Hemichordata; Enteropneusta; Harrimaniidae. Gene Ontology annotation, cellular component: extracellular region. The record is from RefSeq and is a predicted model, not a curated record. Gene Ontology annotation, molecular function: growth factor activity; cytokine activity.